AUGCGGUGCCGCCCCUCGCCGCCAGGCUCCGGGAGGAGCAGGGAUGGGCGCCUGGCUGCUUCCACGGAGCGUGCGCCGCUCAGGAGCGCGAGGCCCUGGUCCCCAGGAGAAAGAUGCCCAAGGUGCCUAUCUGCUCCCCUCGGGAGGGUUUCCCGGGGCGCCAGGUCACCCCCUCCCGAGCUCUCGGGCCCCGGUUUACUGGGCGAGACCGGACCCCCCCUCCCGCCCGCGCGCUCGGCGGCCCUGCCCCGUAAGAUGUGGUACUGGAUCUUUCUUUGGGCUCUCUUCUCCUCUCUGUUUGUCCAUGGUGCUGCAGGAGUGUUGAUGUUUGUGAUGUUACAGAGGCAUCGGCAGGGGCGAGUAAUCUCUGUCAUUGCCAUCAGCAUUGGAUUUCUGGCUUCUGUAACUGGAGCAAUGAUUACUAGUGCAGCAGUUGCAGGCAUUUACAGAGUCGCAGGGAAAAACAUGGCCCCAUUGGAAGCGCUGGUGUGGGGUGUUGGACAGACUGUACUGACACUAAUCAUCUCCUUUUCAAGGAUCCUCGCCACACUUUGA
Messenger RNA from Elephantulus edwardii (Cape elephant shrew), 555 nucleotides. It is a transcript of the gene TMEM170B, whose product is annotated as transmembrane protein 170B. Gene Ontology annotation, cellular component: plasma membrane. Gene Ontology annotation, biological process: negative regulation of canonical Wnt signaling pathway. The record is from RefSeq and is a predicted model, not a curated record. The coding region runs from base 1 to 555 and encodes 184 amino acids. NCBI's taxonomy places the organism in Eukaryota, Metazoa, Chordata, Mammalia, Macroscelidea, Macroscelididae. The transcript is spliced from 3 exons.